AUGGCCGUCGACUGCCCAAUAUGCAACAAGCCCGUCAAGCCAAAUCUCAUCAACAACCACAUCGACUCGGGCUGCGAGAGCUUCGUCCUCGACCCAUCUUCCAGCGCCAACACGACGUCCUCUCCGCCUCCCUCGACGCCUUCGCACACCAACGGCGCCGGCAACAUGCUGACCCAGCCGAAACGAUCCGCCGCUUCCACCUUCUUCCAGACCCCCGCCGCAAAACGGCAGGCCACGACGAACCGCGUGCUGACACCCAACGCCAACGGCAAGGCGGCUGGUCCGCUGGCGCCAGCAGCAGGGAAAAAGAGAGCCUUUGACGACGGGCCAGGCCAGGAAAUGGUGGCACGAACAGACACAGACACAUGCGCGACGACGCCUUCAGGAGAGCAACCACAGCAACCACAGCAACCACCCGCAGCCCAGGGCGUCCUCGAUGCUCCGGCGCCCAAACGCACAAAGACGGCCCGUUCGGCGCCCCUCGCUGAACGCAUGCGACCGCAGGCUCUCGACGAUGUCUUUGGUCAGGACCUCGUCGGGCCCCACGGCGUCCUGCGCUCCCUCAUCGAGACGGACCGCGUGCCCUCGAUGAUCCUCUGGGGCGGCUCGGGCACCGGCAAGACCACCAUUGCCCGCUGCAUCGCCCACCGCGCCGGCAGCCGGUUCAUCGAGCUCAACGCCACGUCGACGGGCGUCGCCGAAGUCAAGAAGAUGUUCCUCGAGGCCGCCAACGAUCUCGCCCUCACCGGACGCAAGACCAUCAUCUUUUGCGACGAGAUUCACCGCUUCACCAAAGCCCAGCAGGACGUCUUCUUGAAGCCCGUCGAGGCCGGCACCAUCACGCUCGUCGGCGCCACGACGGAGAACCCCUCGUUCCGCGUCGGCGCCGCCCUGCUCUCGCGCUGCCGCACCUUUACGCUGCAGAAGCUCAGCGCUGAGAACAUCGCCGCCAUAUUGCGCCGUGCCGUCGCCGCCGAGUGUCCCGGCGGCCCUCCCCCGCUGCUCUCGGACGGCGCCAACGCCGACCACCUGCUGACGUACCUGGCCGCCUUUGCCGACGGCGACGCGCGCACGGCCCUCAACCUGCUCGAGCUGGCCCUCUCGCUGGCGGCGCGGCCCGACACGACCAUGGACGACCUCAAGGCGUCGCUGACCAAGACGCUCGUCUACGACCGCGCCGGCGACCAGCACUACGACACCAUCUCGGCCUUCCACAAGGCCAUGGGCUUCGGCGCCGAGUACAAGUACCCGCCCAACUACCGCGACGGCAAGGUCCGCCAGGACUAUCUGCCCGAGGGCAUGCAGGGCAGGCGCUUCCUCGAGGACAGGCAUCUCGGGACCGAGGUUGAUCCCGAUCUCGAGAUGGGGGAUUCCUAG
Messenger RNA from Verticillium alfalfae VaMs.102, 1377 nucleotides. Its product is annotated as ATPase WRNIP1. Gene Ontology annotation, molecular function: ATP binding; ATP hydrolysis activity; DNA binding. Lineage: Eukaryota; Fungi; Ascomycota; Sordariomycetes; Glomerellales; Plectosphaerellaceae. The record is from RefSeq and is a predicted model, not a curated record. Gene Ontology annotation, cellular component: nucleus. The coding region runs from base 1 to 1377 and encodes 458 amino acids. Gene Ontology annotation, biological process: DNA-templated DNA replication; regulation of DNA repair; DNA repair. The transcript has 2 exons.